This is a messenger RNA of Rhinolophus ferrumequinum (greater horseshoe bat), 2099 nucleotides long. RefSeq names its product DnaJ heat shock protein family (Hsp40) member A1 (gene DNAJA1). The transcript has 9 exons. Bases 273 to 1460 code for a protein of 395 amino acids. Gene Ontology annotation, molecular function: Hsp70 protein binding; ATP binding. NCBI's taxonomy places the organism in Eukaryota, Metazoa, Chordata, Mammalia, Chiroptera, Rhinolophidae. Gene Ontology annotation, biological process: response to heat; protein refolding. The record is from RefSeq and is a predicted model, not a curated record. Gene Ontology annotation, cellular component: cytosol; cytoplasm.
AAGGCCCUUCCGCACAGCCCACCCCAGCCCGAGCUCCCCCGCGCGGUUGCCCAGGUAACCGCGGGGCGGUGGCAGCGGCAGGAGGGGCGGGACUUCCGGCGGGUGACGCGCCUGGGCUCGACUACAAAAGACGACGGCUGCGGCGCGCCGGGCGGAACUUUCCAGAACGCUGGGCUAGAGGCGGAGGAGCGGCGGCUGUCCAAGGUGUGCACAGCAACGCGCCCCUUCCCGCUCCCCCACAUUGGCCUCGGCCCUCUCACGGGCUGUCAAAAAUGGUGAAAGAAACCACUUACUAUGAUGUUCUGGGGGUCAAACCCAAUGCCACCCAGGAAGAAUUGAAAAAGGCUUACAGGAAACUGGCCUUGAAGUACCACCCUGAUAAGAAUCCAAAUGAAGGAGAAAAGUUUAAACAGAUUUCUCAAGCCUAUGAAGUGCUCUCUGAUGCAAAGAAAAGGGAAUUAUAUGACAAAGGAGGAGAGCAGGCAAUUAAAGAAGGUGGAGCAGGUGGUGGUUUUGGCUCCCCCAUGGACAUCUUUGAUAUGUUUUUUGGAGGAGGAGGAAGGAUGCAGAGAGAAAGGAGAGGUAAAAACGUUGUACAUCAGCUCUCGGUAACCUUAGAAGAUUUAUAUAAUGGUGCAACAAGAAAACUAGCUCUGCAAAAGAAUGUGAUUUGUGACAAAUGUGAAGGCCGAGGUGGUAAGAAAGGAGCAGUAGAGUGCUGUCCCAACUGUCGAGGUACUGGGAUGCAAAUAAGAAUUCAUCAGAUAGGACCUGGAAUGGUUCAGCAAAUUCAGUCUGUGUGCAUGGAGUGCCAGGGCCAUGGGGAACGGAUCAGUCCUAAAGAUAGAUGUAAAAGCUGCAAUGGAAGGAAGAUAGUUCGAGAGAAGAAGAUUCUAGAAGUUCACAUUGACAAAGGCAUGAAAGAUGGCCAGAAGAUAACAUUCCAUGGUGAAGGAGACCAAGAACCAGGACUGGAGCCUGGAGAUAUUAUCAUCGUUUUAGAUCAGAAAGACCAUGCUGUUUUUACUCGACGAGGAGAAGACCUUUUCAUGUGUAUGGACAUACAGCUGGUUGAAGCAUUGUGUGGCUUCCAAAAGCCAAUAUCUACUCUUGACAACCGAACCAUAGUCAUCACCUCCCAUCCAGGUCAGAUUGUCAAGCAUGGCGAUAUCAAGUGUGUGCUAAAUGAAGGCAUGCCGAUUUAUCGUAGACCUUAUGAAAAGGGUCGUCUGAUCAUUGAAUUUAAGGUAAACUUCCCUGAGAAUGGUUUUCUCUCUCCUGAUAAACUCUCUUUGCUUGAAAAACUCCUACCUGAAAGGAAGGAAGUAGAAGAGACUGAUGAAAUGGACCAGGCAGAACUGGUAGACUUUGAUCCAAAUCAAGAAAGCCAUUACAAUGGAGAAGCAUACGAGGAUGACGAACAUCAUCCUAGGGGUGGUGUUCAGUGUCAGACCUCUUAAUGGGGCCAGUGAGUACCUCACUGCUGGCGUUUUAUAUGCAGCAGUGAAUGAGUGAAGGACUGCAACCAUAAUAUGCCCACUACUUGGCUAUUGUUUUUGUUUUAAUAUUCAACUAUAGUAGUGUUUUAAAAGUUAAAUGAAGAAUAAACUCAAAUAUAAAAGCUCUGACUGCCCUGUAUGUAUGAUGACUUCAGUGUGCAAGAUAAGUUUAAUACCUGUAAAAACUAAAAAAAAAAUUCCCCUAGUAUCUGUUAGGCCAUACUUUGUAAUUCAGUUAUGUACAUGGACUAGCUUAGACUGAAAUGCUAGGUAUGUGUAUUGACUUCAGUGUAUGACCCUUAAUUGUUAAGCCAUGAAGUUAAAAUUCUGUAUUAAACUGGCAAAGAACUUAAUUUGUAGAGAAGUGUUAGUCAUUAUAAUUGUAUUAAGUGGGAUUCAUUGUGAUGCUUCUGCAUUUAUUCUAUUGCCUCAAUGUUACUAGAAGAUGGCAUGCUAUAGAAUUUAGCCUGAAGUAUCAGUGCCAGAAAUGAUACCUUUCUAAAGAAGGGGUUUAUAAUCUGCUUCUUGAGGGCUUGCACUUCUGCAUUCCCUUCUACCGUGCCAUCUUUUUUAUUUUUUAAAUAUAUACAACUAUGAGUC